AUGCCUCGUCGGAAUCCUGCUCGCACAGGGAACUCGAAUCUUGCCCCUCAAAGCAUACCUAUUCCUCCUAUUGACAAUGCUUUUCAACAUUUCGCGAACGAGCUCGCCACGCUCAGGACGAAUUGGAAGUGGGCUGCGUUCAGCCAGUUCUAUUUUACAUUUAGUCCGUUAUUCAAUAUGGAGGAGGUUACUCUUCAGCACAUUGAAGACGAUCUGGUGCGAGGAAGCAGUAGUGUGUUGCCUCGUAUAAUGCUGAGGCUGCUGAUUACUUUGUCAAAUGAUCGUAAAAUGAACCUGGAUACUUGGCAGAAUGCUCUACGACGACAGUAUAACCGACGCGACCCUUCAGCCAAUCACAUCGGAUUAGAACCGCCCAAAACUACCGUCCACAGUCGCUAUGCUUCAGUGAUAGAAGAAGAAGCUACUCCGGACCCCACUCCGGAGUUCGAGCCCAAAAUCGAGGAAAUCUCCAACGAAAAUGGCCUAGAUGUUUCGGCUGGUGAUAAUGGAAGCUCGGUAAUCUCAAGAGAAGAAAGCCUUGGGCUAGGAUCCGUACCAACAAAGAUGAAGGAAGAGGAUCAAUCCGUCGAAGAACAGGAAAUAUUGCAAACGGCAGAACCCCCCAUUGAAGAAUGCCAGUCCGAAACUAAGGACUGGAAUACUCUUCCCAUGUUAGAGAAAUUGGAGUCGAUGCAUCUUCUUACCGAAUGGCAGUUCCAGAACCCUCUCCGACUUCGCACGAUCAUGAAGAGCGACGAUGAAACUGCAGAAUGGCGAAUCGAACCAAUUGGUUACGACGCAAAACGGAAUGCCUAUUGGCUCAUUGGUGCUGAUCGCCUUUGGAUUCAACGGGUACCGCCUAAACCCCCCAAAACUGCAAGACCUACUAAGAGCAACAAGAGGAAACGCGGAGCAACAGAUACCGGCAAUAUUAGUAAAGCCAAGAAAGCCAGGACAUCCCGGUCCACCAACACUUCCGCGAAGAAAGGAAAGAGAAAAGGAAAGGUCGUCGCAGUUCUCCCUCAAACUAAAGGCAAAAGCAAGCAAUCGGCGGAGGAGCCAACUACCCCAGGGCGCCAUGGACGUGCAGCAAAGGCGAAGGCUAACGCCCAACUAGAAGCUCAAGCUAAGCAGCUGGCUGAAUUAAAUAGACAGGCUGCAGAAAUGACCAAAGCAGAUGGCCGUGCUUCUAGGUCUACCAAAGCUCAAUUCAACUCGCCAUCCAAGUCCGAGCCUAAGGCUCCAACCACACCCUCCCGUACAUCGUCACGCCUGACCCGGAAUUCUUCGACGAGACCCCUUGGCACACGGAUUAGCGCGCGGUUGAGAGGUUCUGACAAUGCUGAUGACGCCGAAUGGCAGGCUAUUCCCGACGAAUGGCUGAAUGGUAGAGAAGACGAGGAAGACGAUUUUGAGAAAACAGGGCUUGUAAGUGGUGGGUCAAGUUUGAGUGACUUGACAGAGCUCUCGGACAAAGAAGAACCCGCAGAAGAUGAUGAGGAAGAGGAAGAGGAAGAGGAAGAGGAGGAUUUUAUCGAAGAAGUGGCGGAAGUGGAAGAGGUAGAGGAAAUACCCGAAGAACCUACACUGCCGGAAGACUUUAUUGAGUGGGAAACGAUAUGUGUGACCCUUUACGACUGGGAGCACAUUGCUGAACGUUGGGAAAAUGCUACACACUAUGUUGAAAAAGCACUCUACAAAGUCCUAAAAAAUCACAUCGUUCCCGUCAUUACAGAGGAGCUGAGGGCGAUUGAGAAUAAACGGCGCAUAGAAGAAGCGAUCGUGCAUCGAAAACGGUCUUCGCGUAUUGCUAUCAAGGAGAGUGAAAAGGAAGAAGCAAGAUUAACUGCAGUUAGAAAAGCGGAGGAAGAAGAGAAGAUGGGGCGCCAGAGACGAGCUGAGGCUAGGCAGAGGAAGGAGGAAGCGGAGCGUUUGAAACGGGAACAAGGUCGCGAACAGAGGAGAAAAGAGAGGGAGGCACAGUUAGCUGAAAGAGAGGCGCGAGAAAAGGAAGAGCAAGAACGAAGUUCAUCCCUUGAUGUCAGCCAGGACUCCAAGCAUCAAAAGAAAAAGGUCAAACGGCAGCCCACCACAUUUGACUUGUCCAUCAAUGGUGUUGCAAGUGGAUCGCGUACCCCCGCCGGCGACGAUUGGGAACUCGAUUGCGAGAUCUGCCAUCGUCGAGGUAUCAAUUUGGAUGACGGCGUACCACUCAUGUGCUGUGGAAAAUGUGCUAAGUGGCAACAUAUACCGUGCCAUGACAAAGCAGAUGAGAGAGCUGGGCUACCUGGACGGAAUUGGGAAGAAGUCGAGUUCGUCUGCCGCAAAUGUCGCUCGGGAAUGUUCAGUGGUGUCGCCAAUAGCGCAUCUUCAGCAUACCCUCACUCGAAUAAUCGCAUAGCUCUUAACCAGCCCCUCCAGCCAUAUCAACAAUACCAACCUCAUCCACAGAGUCAUCGUCUAUCUCUGCCAACAUCUUCACAGAAUCAAAGAUCCUAUCCAAACCCUUCCUACAAUAAUCUAUCUACCUCCCCUUACCCUCAUACGAUGUUGACAAAUCCAUACCUUAACGGUAACGAUAGAAUGGCAACAUCAGAUAUCCGGUCUUCUCCGCCACAAGUACAGGCUCACACACUACCUCAAUCUAAACCUCUGACCUUCCAGCACUACCAACCCCCCAAUCAACAACACAUCAAUCCGACCUCUCCUAGACCCUCAUUAAUCCAGUCACAGUAUAACACCAAUUUUGGAACGCACGUACAGGCUUACGGAACAGCCCAAUAUACAAGCUCGGCCACGAAUGGAGUAACCCCAUCGCGUUCGUCGUCAAACUUCGAGAGCUGGAACGCGCAUCACAGUUAUUCGAACCCUUAUGUGACUAGCACCGAACGGUUGACUGCCCCCCCUCCGCAACGGCCACAGUCGUGGCAUCCGCAACACCUACCGCCCUCUAACAAUCUUCCUUCCUACGCACCUUCCUAUCAAUCAUAG
This is a messenger RNA of Marasmius oreades (fairy-ring Marasmius), 2991 nucleotides long. RefSeq lists its product as uncharacterized. The transcript has 10 exons. Bases 1 to 2991 code for a protein of 996 amino acids. Gene Ontology annotation, cellular component: RSF complex. The record is from RefSeq and is a predicted model, not a curated record. NCBI's taxonomy places the organism in Eukaryota, Fungi, Basidiomycota, Agaricomycetes, Agaricales, Marasmiaceae. Gene Ontology annotation, biological process: regulation of DNA-templated transcription.